ACCUUAAUACAUAACUCCAACCAGCGAAGCUUUGAGACAACUAACACAAAGAAAGCAUAACAGAGCUAUCUAAUUAAAGGCCAUGGAGGACGAGACAGCAGAUAGCAGGAACAAAGCAAGACUAGCCAUAGUGGAACUGGCAAACAUGAUAAGCGUGCCCAUGUCUCUCAACGCCGUCGUCCGCCUCAACGUACCAGACGCCAUCUGGCAAGGCGGCGCCAACACCCCUCUGUCCGCUGCCCAGAUUCUCUCACGAGUCCUCCCUUCUGGCGGCGGAGACCCUGAGAAUCUCCAGCGUAUCCUCCGUAUGCUUACCAGCUACGGUGUUUUCGCUGAAAACCUCGACAGUGAGUCCCGUGAAAGAAGAUACUCGCUCACUGACAUCGGAAAAACACUUGUCACCGACGCCGACGGUCUAUCCUAUGCACCUUACGUGCUACAGCACCACCAGGAUGCUUUACUGAGGGCGUGGCCAUUGGUGCACGAGGCGGUGUUGGAUCCAACAUCAGAGCCGUUCGUGAAGGCGAAUGGCGAGGCAGCUUAUAGUUACUAUGGGAAGAAGCCAGAAAUGAAUGGACUGAUGCAGAAGGCCAUGUCUGGAGUAUCAGUGCCAUUCAUGAGAGCUAUACUCAACAACUAUGAUGUGUUUAAAGGCGUGAAGAGAUUGGUUGACGUGGGAGGGAGUGCUGGGGAUUGCCUGAGAAUGAUUUUACAGAAACAUCCCCAUGUAGAAGAAGGCAUCAAUUUUGACUUGCCUGAGGUGAUUGCCAAAGCUCCAGUCAUUCCGGGCGUGAGCCACGUUGGAGGUGACAUGUUCAAAUCCAUUCCCGGUGGUGAUGCAAUCUUCAUGAAGUGGAUCUUGACCACUUGGACAGAUGAUGAAUGCAAGCUUAUAAUGGAGAAUUGUUACAAGGCACUGCCUGUAGGAGGCAAACUGAUUGCAUGUGAGCCAGUGCUGCCCAAGGAUUCAGAUGAUAGUCAUCGGACUCGUGCUCUCCUGGAAGGUGACAUUUUCGUCAUGACAAUUUACAGGGCCAAGGGUAAGCAUAGGACAGACGAAGAAUUCAAACAGCUUGGCCUCUCUGCUGGCUUCCCUCAUUUUCGAGCAUUCUAUGUUGAUUACUUCUACACUGUCUUGGAAUUUCAAAAAUAGGAUUGAAAUUGCCCGACUCAAUAAAGACUAAUAAUAAUAAUAAAGGGGAAGCUCGUUUUCUGGUCGUA
Theobroma umbraticum is the source of this 1221-nucleotide messenger RNA. RefSeq names its product O-methyltransferase family protein. NCBI's taxonomy places the organism in Eukaryota, Viridiplantae, Streptophyta, Magnoliopsida, Malvales, Malvaceae. Gene Ontology annotation, molecular function: protein dimerization activity; O-methyltransferase activity. The record is from RefSeq and is a predicted model, not a curated record.